Patiria miniata (bat star) is the source of this 2514-nucleotide messenger RNA. It is a transcript of the gene aacs, whose product is annotated as acetoacetyl-CoA synthetase-like. The transcript is spliced from 18 exons. Gene Ontology annotation, biological process: lipid metabolic process. Gene Ontology annotation, molecular function: acetoacetate-CoA ligase activity. NCBI's taxonomy places the organism in Eukaryota, Metazoa, Echinodermata, Asteroidea, Valvatida, Asterinidae. The record is from RefSeq and is a predicted model, not a curated record. Gene Ontology annotation, cellular component: cytosol. Bases 157 to 2307 code for a protein of 716 amino acids.
CCCGGGAUGCGAUCUCGAACACGCGAUAUCGCAUACAUCGCGUCGGCAGCGCGCAGCUAGCUAGCCGCUAACGUAAACGUCUCGACAACUUUGCUCCUCCAGCGAUCAAACAAUUCUUUUUUCUCGGAACAAAGUUCAGAAUCCAAAGUUACUACAAUGGACAGGCAGGAUGAUACCAACGCUAAGGUCAUGUGGACUCCUGAUCGCAAAAAACGGACAAAUAUGGAUGCAUUUCGUCAAGAAGUGAAUCAAAAUUACAACUUGAAACUCGAAACGUAUGAUGAACUAUGGAGAUGGUCUACUGAGAAUUACGCAGAUUUCUGGGAGGCUUGUUGGAAGUUUGUUGACAUUGUCCAUUCCAAAAGUUAUGAUCAGGUUGUAGACAGAGAGAAGAAUAUUUCUGACAUUCCAGAAUGGUUCGCAGGCAGUAGACUCAACUUUGCUGAGAAUCUGCUGCGCUACACAGAUGAGAGAGUGGCUCUCUAUGAAGCAGCUGAGGGCAAGCAGGGAGUGGAAUGCAUCACCUACAAGCAGCUGAGGGACAAAGUGGCCAUCUUGGCUGCAGCCAUGAAACACAUGGGCAUCAAUGCUGGCGAUAGAGUCGUAGGUUACAUCCCUAAUUGUGCCGUUGCCAUAGAAGCGAUGCUAGCUGCUGCCAGCAUCGGAGCUAUAUGGAGCUCAACAUCACCUGACUUUGGCAUCAUGGGUGUGCUAGACCGUUUCAAGCAGAUCCAACCCAAACUCAUCUUCUCGGUAGAUGCCGUCGUCUACAACGGCAAGGCGCAUUCGCACGACAAGAAACUGCAGCAAGUGGUCAUGGGACUGCCGGAGCUCGAGAGAGUGGUGGUCAUCCCGUACGUCAAGAAAGAGACGGAAAUAGACAUCUCCAACAUUCCCAACAGUGUAUUCCUAUCUGAGUUCCUGGCAUCAGGCCUAGUAGCCGACAGUGGCGAUGUACCCCAACUGGAAUUUGAACAGCUACCCUUCAACCACCCUCUCUACAUCAUGUAUUCAUCUGGAACGACCGGCGCUCCUAAGUGUAUGGUGCACUCCGCAGGGGGAACUCUGAUCCAGCAUCUGAAAGAACACAUUCUCCAUGGCAACAUGACAAGGAAAGAUAAUAUUAUUUACUACACAACAACGGGUUGGAUGAUGUGGAAUUGGUUAGUAUCUGCCUUGGCCGUGGGUAGCGGGGUGGUGCUGUAUGAUGGCUCCCCACUGGUUCCCUCACCCGAUGUGCUCUGGGAUUUGGUCGACCAAUUGGAAAUCAGCAUUCUUGGGACCGGUGCCAAGUGGCUGUCAGUGUUGAAUGAGAAAGGAGUCCACCCUGGCAGCACACACAAGCUGACCUCCCUACACACCAUCCUUUCUACGGGCUCACCACUGACUCCAAAUUCUUAUGACUAUGUCUACUCCAAGAUCAAGGCUGAUCUCUUGCUUGGAUCAAUCACAGGUGGCACAGAUCUGAUUUCCUGCUUUGCCGGCCAGAAUCCCACGGUGCCUGUGUACAGAGGGGAACUUCAAAGCCGAAACCUGGGCAUGGCUAUAGAAUGCUGGAACCAUGAAGGCAAGGCUGUGUACAAUGAGAGCGGCGAGCUCAUCUGUCUUCAGCCAUUUCCCAGCAUGCCUACGCACUUCUGGAACGACCCAGACGGAGUCAAGUACAAGAAAGCAUACUUCUGCAAAUAUCCAGGUGUUUGGGCUCAUGGUGAUUUUUGCAUGAUCAAUCCAGAGACUGGCGGUAUCAUUAUGCAAGGACGAAGUGAUGGUACUUUGAAUCCCAAUGGUGUACGAUUUGGAAGUGCAGACAUCUACAAAUUGAUCGAAGACUUUAAGGAGAUUCAAGACAGUCUGUGUGUCCCCCAGCGCAGCGCUAAUAACGAGGAGCGCGUGGUGCUGUUCCUCAAGAUGGCCGAUGAGGGAGACUUCAGCCAGGAGUUGGUGCGGAGGGUCAAGGUCGCGAUCAGGUCAGGGCUGUCGGCCAGGCACAUCCCUGAGGUCAUCCUGGAGACCAAGGAUAUCCCGUAUACUAUCAAUGGCAAGAAGGUGGAGGUUGCUGUGAAGCGCAUCAUCUCAGGAGAAGACAUCCAGCAACGUGGAGCCUUCGCUAACCCGGGCUCACUGGACCUGUACUACAACAUCCCAGAGUUACAAGGUUAUGAGGGUUCUCGCUCUCUCAAGGAACUGCCGGUCGUUAGCUCCACAUCCAGCAUGAAGGUUCACCACGACCCACCCAGCCCCAAUCUAGAAUCAUUGUCCAAGAGGCGUCAGGUUGAAAGCCCUUCCAAUAAUGGUGAUAAAAGAUAGAAUUACAGAAUUUAUUCGAAAAUGUGAACCACUCAAUGUCUAGAGAUUGUUUUUCUCACUAUCUCUAGCCAUGAUUUUGUGAAAGCCCUUCCGAUAAUGGUGUUAAAAAAUAGAAUUAAAGCUACAAUCCAUCAUUUGCAGCUGUCCAGAAAGUAACUGACGUAAUUAUUGUUGAAACACAUACUUGGGUGAAAGAUAGUAAGGGGA